GGUUGAUCAAUGCGCAUACGCUCUCCUGUCCUAGUCAUCUAUUUCCUCCAUUGGUUAAUUUUUCGUUUUCAGGCGCAGCUCACUCUCGCUCUCGGUUGAUGCGAGUUUUAUUUUCACGUACAUCAGCUGCAAAUCCAAAUAUGCGAACACCUACUUUGCAGUCCAUUUCUCGAGCGGUAAUAUGGCGCACUUGUUGCCUGCUCGCAGUCGCGGACCCGACCGCUUUUACGAUUGUUCCGAGGACAACUACCAGUCUUGCAGUUUCGGCGGCGGCAAUUUUUGCCCGAAAAAAGUCUGACGCUUGUGCGUCGUCCGCGGAAAAUGCUACAACCAGUGCCUCUAGCGCGCGCGCAAGAAUUAAAGGUGAAGCUGUCGCUUACGUGGUAAAUCCAUCGCCGCUCCGUGAACGGCCGCGUAGCAGCUCGCCAUCACCAAGACCACGGGGUGUUGCUUUGGCUUGCCUACAAAAUAAGUGCCGGAGCAGCUGCUCUGUAGCUGCACAAAGCACCAGGAUGAACGCACGGGAGGAACAGGCGGACUUGCACUUUGAUCUCGAAAAUCAUGACGUACCAUCUGAUCAAGCUUGCAGCGUAACAAUUAGCAGGACAAAGGAAGUCGAUCACACGGACCUGCAUCCAACCAGAUCUUCGACGGCCCGCCACGUCCUGGACCAAGAUUUCUUCCACGUUGACACCCUCGAAACCUUCGUCGCCUGCGAGCAGUCAAAGAGAAUCCUUAGCAGCACCUGCAGAAAUCUACACAGAAAAUUCACUUGCCCAACCCGGCGGGAGAAACUACUGCACAAACUGUGGGUCCGCAGCCGCUUAGGGGGAUUUCUGCGGUCGAAAAAAGGGCUGAAAACCUGUGCCUGUUUACUUCUCGCACUGGUGGAAUGGUUUGCGCAGUGGUGCGAGCUGAGUUGUGGGAGAAUGAAUGCAAAUGUAACUAGUACAUCAGCUGUUCUUGCUGGGGGCAGCAGUAGAUGCUGUACUCCUGCUACAAGAGCGACGACCAACUCCUCCCUGAUCGCAACCACCGAACUCUUUCUCCGCGAUCCGUAUGCUCUGCAAAAGUACCGCGCUCGUAAAGGUAAAAGCCGCAGAAGUCCGGCAUGAUAAAUCCGCUCUUGUGCCUGAACGUGCAUCACAAAUUUCAUUCUUCUUUCUGGUAAAGAAAACCAACUAUGCUAGUAGUUCUAGCAGUGCGAUAGUUUUGCAAUGCAUAACCCGCAACACGCCCGCAAUACAGCGAUGUGGUUCACGAGAGUGGCUUUUUUCUCUUCUCUGUAUCAGAGUAAAAGCAUUCCGCCCACCCGGCCAGAGUAAAAAUGGAAAAUCUGCUACACAAAUCAACAAGUUUUGGCUGUAUAAUUUGCACAUGAGAAAAUCGGGGGCUCCCAGUGUCAUACUGUAUAGCCACGCGGCAGCCGGACAAGUAGUCACUUUUACAUCUAGUCGCUAUUCGAGCGAGUGACAAAUGACUCAAACUCCCAAGAAAUGUGCAUUACUGAAUGUUGUUCCUCAUGGGUAGUUGGGACUGCGCAUGCCAAACAUUUGAGCAGACCUGCAUCACGUUGACAAGUCUGGGCGGGUGGUUUUACACAGGAUACUUUGCUCUCAUUGAUCACCAGCGUGGACUGGCAAAGCGCGGCGCGCUGGUGGAAGUUGCGGUUGCGCAUGCUGUUGCAUCCGUGCCAGGGGAGGCCCGGAGUUCCAUCCGGGUCGCCGAUCCGCAUUGUGCCCUGCACUCAGAGGAAAUAUGGAGGACCACAUUUUCGUUUCGCCGACGCCGCCUGCACAACCACUUCUGCCACCGCGAGCACCCAGGCGUCACCCCUCCUGUCCAGAGCAACGUCGGCGAACGCGCUCACCUCUUCAGCUUGUUCAAGUGCCGCGUCCUCCCCGGAGCACCUGCCCGCGUUCGACCCAACAUAUUUCGGCCGUCGUGCGGGCCUUGCGGGCAACUACUUAGAAGGUGGGCGCCACGACUCUAAUAUUUUGCCAGUAGAACUACAACCUGACAUAACAUUCCCCGAACUGCCCGUGGCACUGGGAGACGCUCUCGGUCUUCGUCGCGGGGACAACGGAACACUAGAUGCGCAACUGCCACUAGUGGCGGGGGUGCCGGCUGUAAUAAUAUCGACAUAUCUACCUCGGUAGAUCCUUUUCGUGUAGUAACUGGGAUUUGGGGUCCCCCGUUCGCACUAUAUCGGCUGGCAGAUCCGUAGAAGCUAUUGCACGUUUGCGAUCUCCUCCCCUAGAGUGGGGAGGAGCGAUGUAGAGUCAUCGAUAUGUGCGUCUGGGGGACGUAGGUUUAGGUGAAUUUUUGCCCUUUUGUUCUACACCGAAGUAGGUGGCGCCAGUGAGGGCAUCCCCCAGCGGGGGGAGUUUAUUCCUUUUUUCUCACCAUAGAGGGUGGCCCCAGCGGGGGCAGUUUAGCGUGGGCGCGAAAGCCAUUGUGAGUUAGGGCCAGCAAGGCCACAGCAGGUUGCUACGAUUUCUUUUUCAAUCCAUGUCUUCGUAGAGACAUGGAAGUUUUCUGAUACUCAUGCUUCAACUGCGCGGCAGGUGAGUACUUGUCUUUGAAGAGCUUGAGGCUCUGUUUAUUUUUGCUCAAAUGAAGGAAGGUCUUCAAAAACAAAGGAUACGCGCUCAGAGUGUUAGAUCGGAAAUUGGAUCCGACAGUGUGCGGAAUGUUAGAUGUAGGGCUCGGGUAGCUAGGUCGCUUCUGAGGCCCCGCGCCAAGUCAACCUUUCUCUCUUUCUCUUCUACUACCAGGCUGCUGUAGUGCUUUUGAGGGCAGAUAGUGGUCCGUUCCUUUCCAGAUCUAAGUCUCAGUAGGUGCCGUUAGGGCGAUGUGUGGAUUUGUCUUACCUUGUCUAUCACAACUUUGAUUGCAAACAUGGCUCGGGGCCGCCCGCAUACGUAUUCAUUUAGAGGGCCAGCGCCCAGUGUCUUCGGGACACGUUCUCCGCAAUCUUCUCACGCAAGAGCAUGGCAGGCGUUCAAAGUGCAGAAAGGCCUGGAGCAGGCCCGGGAAGUUGGGAUUGCGGAUUUUCGACAGUUUGCCGCUUUUCUUUUGGCCCAGGGGUUUACCUCUGCGGCGGGUUACCUGUCUUCAGCAGUGACGCUAGAAGGGGAGGCGGGAAGAAUUAAAAACAUUUUAUUCCCCCGGCAGCUCCUCGGUCUGCAGCGGGCAAUCGGCCGGUACUUGAAAUCGCAGAACCUUCAACCGAAGAAGGCAACGCCCAUCUUUUUGGCUUCCCUGGGCCGUAUGACACAGCGGGAGAAAGAAAUUUUAGUAGUGGCCUCGGCGCUAGGGAUCCGUGGCGACACCCUGACGGCGAUUAGCCGCUCGCAGGUCUUCCUGCGUAGGCAGGGAGGUGUGACCCGGUCAGCAGCUUUGAUGGUCCGCAAGGACAAAACCUCGCAGCUACGCCGCAUGGAGGUGCUCUGCAUGUGUAAGAAGAGCCGGGUGAAUGUUUGCCCGGUGUGCUCAGUUGAGAACUGGGCCACGUUGUUUCCGAUAUCGAAGUGCGAGUUCAUGUCUGCCUGUAGGCUAGCCGAGACGAGUGGCCAUGGGCCACGUCGUACGUGUGCGAUCACGUCGCGCUUAGCAUGGAAUAGGAAGAAAGCCGCCAAAGCUCGGCAAAAGCUUGUGGCGGUGGUCUCCAAUAGGCAGGGCUGGUCUCUUCAGGCUAGGAGCCUGUCCUUUUUCGAAUACAGUGAUGACUUUGCGCGAUUCUCUGACCAGGAGCAGCAGCUUCUAUGCUGCUGGUCUCCGGAGGAGGACGACCUGGAGUGAACGCCUGGUGCAUUAUGUUUCAGCUCGAGCUACAGGCACUGCACAGCUGGAAACUUCCAAAUCGUUUUCUAAAAAACCAGAGUCCGCAUAGCGCAGAAAUAUAUUUGCUUCACUUUUGUCCAGUGGCGGUCUGUUCUAUUUCGUGCACGAGUCGCUCGGAAAUUGUUGCUACAUAAAUUUGUUGGUCCCAAAUCUAAAAUCUGUCAGAUCUUGAGCCCAGGGCUAGCCCGAUUUUUCUUGACAGAUACGAAAUGCGAGUGGUUGAGUAUGUUUAGGUCGGUAUGGGAAAAUCUUUGAUCGCAGCAGGAGACGCUGCUUGUAAAUGGGAUCUGGGCCCUCCCCCCCCCUCCCACUUUGGGUUCAGACCGGUUUCUUCUCGCUUAUUUUCCACGUACAGGGGACCACGUUAGAUACGAGCAAGUGUAUCUUGCCACUUAGUUCACAUUCACACUCACAUUGAGCAUCGCUUUUAGGUUCAGAUACAAGAUGCCCGCGAAAGCAAAAGCAAAGGCGAAGCACCCGGCCAAAGCUAAAGCUCCGGCCAAGCCCAAGGGGAAGGCGCCGCCCCACAAGGCGAAAGCGGUUAAGGCGGUCGCUAAACCGUUUGCGAAAGUGAAAGCCCCGCCGAUGGCGGCCCCCGAAGUUGAAGAAGAUGAGAUUUGCGCUGCUCUUCUCGCGGAGGAAGAGGGCGAGGCGGGUCCGGCCCGCAAGGGCCCGCCCCCGGUGAAGAAGCGGAAGGCCGUGCAAGAUUUUAGUGACAGUGAGGUCGAGGCCUUUGGGAUCUCGCGAUCCGAAUUAUUAGCGCACCAGCGGGAGCCUUCCCCACUUGAUUCGCUGUCCUCGGUAGAUGUGCCCGCGGAGAGCCUGGCACGAGCUGUGCUGGACUACAACGGUGUUAGGUCGCUCCACAUCUGCAGUAGCGUGGAGAUCAAGGCGCUUAAGGGCAUCAAGGCCCUCAAUGCUUCGGAGCGGGCCGAAGUGAAGAUGAUUUUGUCGUCCGCGCCUAAACAUAGAACCGCGCAGACGACUCGCUUCGGGAUUUUCUUUGCAGACCAUUUCACUGAACAGGCUUACGGGGUACGAGCGAAGAUUGAUGCUAGGUUGCCGCUCGAGGAUCUGGCGUCCUACUACAAAGCCGAAAAGGGGUCGCCUACCACUAACGUUAUGCUGAUUCGCAACACACAUAAAGUGCUCCGGAACUCCGACCUGGUUUCAGAGGCGGAGUUUCAUGAUUUGACUGCCCUGGGGGAGUCGCGCCGGCUGGAUCCGGCUCAGUACCGCGAUAUCCUGAACGGCGAAGUGCGCGGGGGCACACAGGGCUUCGGGGCCCGUGUCGUUGGGCAGAUUCGCUCUUUACAGAUCCCGGCACCGCCUAAACAACUCGCUCCACGUCCCCCGGGUCCGGGUCCUGCCCCGCCCGGGCGUGCUUCUUCCUCCGGAAUCCCUAAGGUCUGGGAUCCGGUGAGAGGUGAAGAAAUUUUGGCUACUACUUCCAACGUGGGGAUUGUUUGCCACGACUUUCUUCGUGGCCGCUGUAAUCGCGGAAGCAGCUGCAGAUUCCCGCACGUGUUGCGGUCUCCCUUUGUGAUAAAAGAUUUGAGAGGGGACGCGCAAGCGCCUCCGAAGUAGGCACUGCAGCAUGUGCAGUUUAGUUUUAGAGGUUGGCCCUCGCCUUCGGCCAAGUGGGUCCGUCGGCGUGUUGCUUUUUACUACUCCUACAUGAACAAAUCCAUGCUGGCCUGGUUGCUCUUGGAUUUUAGCUCCUAGCGAAAGCUUUGCUCUGUUGUGAGAACAAGAUGUGAGUGUGAUUGUUGUGAGUGGAAAUUAGAAACGUUCCGGGCCCCCUUGGCCUGGUACUUAUUUCGCGGUCUGGCGUGGCCAGGCUCGCGGGGUGUUCCCUUUGUUGCCCUCGGUCUACAUUGCUCCCUGCAUUCCGUCUCUGUUGAUUAGGUGUAGAUGCCGGUUAGAUUCCGAGAUCGGAGUGGUAGUUGUGCUCACGAGGUGUUUGUGAGCUGUUAACCUUCGGUCGAGAGGAGAGUGGCUCUUCACCCCCCGUGGGUUGUCUUUCAUUGUGUAGCAUAGACAUGCUCAGCGGUCGGUCUCGUGUUGCCACGGGGAUGAGGGUUGUUUGGCACUGGCGGUAACCAAUCCGUUACCCUUGCAAACUCACCUCCUUGGCGGCGCGGUACUUUGUGAUCGUUAUGCUCAUGCUCUUCUCACCCCUCAGUUCCCGUGCUGACACGAGACCGCGCCCAGGUUGGCUACUUAGUACACUCGCUUUUCUUGUUUUUCACAUUCUGGUGGUUUUUCUCUUGUCGCUUACACCACAGGGUGUGGGUGCUAUCUGGGCCCACCCCCCACACUCUACUGUGGAACCGUCGCGAGCGACGGUUUCGCCUUUUUCCUUUGAGGGAGAAUUUUACUUCCGUUUCACAGAGUCGCGCUCGCCAGCGUAGUGCAGCAUCAGAAUGGAGUCCUCGCCGGCUGACAAGGUUUCUGCCUUUCUCUCUCGGGUCCAGCGGGACCGGGACAGGUUUCUACCAGGUUUGUCGCAGGACAGGAGCCACCCGGCCUUUUCGGGUCGGCGACUGAUCUCGCGGCACAACGAACAGUGCCUGCGCGAAGGCCACAGCUCGUCCUUUGGGGAUUUCUCGGACCGGAUUCUGGCGGGCGUUUACUGGCUGGCCUGUGCCCGGGCGGACCCAGCGACCGUCUCUCGCUCGGAGCAGGUCUUGGCAGGUGGUUGGAAGGAUACCAGGCCAAUCCGGUCGAAGUUCAACUUCGGGGUUAUUGAGAAGAUUGGCAGAGAGUCUGCUUUUUCGGGUUUCUCGCAUGUAUGGCGGGUUUUAGCUUCCGGGGGGGAAUCGGUCGGCCCCACUGCGGCUCAAGACUUUUGGCCGUCGAAACUCAUGAAGGCGUCGGAGGGUGGACGUUUGCCCCCGGCCCCAACUACCGGCUCCGGUUCGGGGGACCUAGCAGCCUCGGUUGAGGGUGCGGAAAAUAUUUCGCGCCUGCGGCAGCGCAGCUCAUCGUGGAUGCCGGGUGAAGAUGUCAAGCACUGCUGGGAUACUACAAUCCAAGAAACCGAGGACGGCUGGCUCCAGGGUCCUUUUACCCUGGACGAAGCUUGGGAAAAGGGGGCGCGCAUCCUUCUGACUCGUUUUGCACACCAUGAGGCGGACAAGAUCCGCCUCUGCGACAAUGGUGUGCCUUUGAAUGUUUGCUCCGACAUCUCGUCGUCGAUGCCGAUUCCGUCGGUUCAUCAUGCUCUCGCCCUUGCUUCGAGCUCGGCGAUUUUACUAGAAGAAGGCGGCCCGCCGCGGGUUGACUUCUGGCGGGAUUUGCGGGUGUUUGACCAAGGGGGCAACCGGGCAGACCCCCUGGCCUGUGAAGAGUAUGAUUUUGAUCCUUUCCCGGAUGCCCGCCCGUCCGACCCGGGCUGGCGGGAGGUUGCUUGGGCGGCUUUGGACCACAUACCGAACUUCGACGCAGCGGAGGAUGGUGCGGACCCUGAGGGUGCGGGGCUCUGCCAGUGGGUUAUCGACAUUGCCAACGCUUACAAGAAUGUAAGCAUUUCGAAGGCGGGGAGCGCGACGAACUGGAUCGGGGUUUUCGACCCCAAGGCGAAGGCCUACAAAGCCUUCCGCGGCCUCACGCUCCUGUUUGGGAACAUUCACUCCGUUACGGAGUGGUUGAUUGUUGGGCAGUUUCUGGCCUUCUGCGUUCGGUGGCUUUUCUGCGUGGCCUUGAUCAUCUAUAUAGAUGAUAUGACCGGCACGGCGCCCCGCAGGGUUCGCCGUCUCCUGAUGCGCGCCAUUGUGUACAUGUUGGAGGUUUUGGGUUUUCCUUGGAAGCCGAAGAAGGUCAAGUGGGGGCGCACCGCUUUGCGGGUUUUGGGCUUGGAUUUUGACGUGUCGCAAUCGCCUCCCACGAUGCAGUUGUCGGAAGUGAAGCGCGCCACCCUUCGGGCGGCCCUGGUUGAAGUCUUGGGGGCGGGGGAGCUCAGUCCCGCGCGGGCUUCCACCCUUUCCGGGAAGUUCCUUUUCCCCUUCUCACUGCUGGUGGGCCGGCGUCUAAAUGGCUUGCUGAAGCCGGUCUUUCGGCGUGGAGGUUUGUUUCAUUCUCGCGCCACCUGCCUUCCCUUGGGUUCCGGUUGUGCGGCGAGCUUACGCUUCAUGGCGGCCUGCCUCCCGGUCCUUCCUCCGAUUUCCUUCUUACGAGUGGGCCUCCCGGUGGAGGUGUGCUACUCGGACGCGAGUUGGAAGCGGGGGCGAGGUAUUCUCGGCGGGGUCCGUCUUCUGCAGGAGGGUGCCUUCCAGGCGUUCCGCCACCCGGUCUCGCGGGCGGAUAAUUUUCCAUCCGCCUCUUGGGGGUCUUUCCCGAUCAACGUGUUGGAGAGUUUUACACCGGUCAUUCUGUUGAUGCUCUGGGGCCCGACCUUGUCGCACAAGCGGGUCGUAUUCUUUCUGGACAACACCACUGCGGUGGGGGUUUUGCGGAGUCGAUCGGGCGAGCGCGCUCACCUGUCGGUGGUAGCGGCUUUAUUUUGGAGUUUGUGUGCCCGUUUUGCCAUAGUGCCGUACUUCGAGUGGCUCCCCUCCGGGGAAAAUGUUGCUGACGCGACUACCCGCGAUGCACUUUGGGCGCAGUUCUGUCGGGUGGCUAGGGUGCAGCUUCAUUCCUGUGUCGCUUUGGGGGAUGAGAUUCAGAGGUUCCUGACCACGGUGGCGACCCCGCUUGAAGAUCCUUGUGAGCUGCUGGAUUCUAUUCCGGCUGAGGAGUUGCUGGCUCAAGUUUGAGCCACUCCGCGAUGUUUUUUGCGCUUGCCCUGUACCCUUUUGUUUUGAGAUCCGCCUGUGGACUCAGUGUGCAGAUGUUUCUGGACGGUAUGACGUCUCUUCUUCAAAUACAUUUUCCACCUUUGGGUAUGCGAUUUACUGCUUCGCGGGCCCAGGCUUGUCAUGUGAUCCCACUCAGAAAACAGUGUUCCCACUUCUACCACUGGCGGUUUUGUUUGGGUUUCUUCCCGUGUCUACUUGUCCCUCGCUUUGGGAUUUCGUUUGUUCCACUUCGGCGUAGGGCCUUGCCGAGGGCAAUUGGGGCGGGGCUGGGUCUCCCCUCAUUCAACCACCUGCUGUGGGGUUCUGAGGGGUCUUGCCCUGUUUGGCAAGGUGGUGGUGAGGCGUGCUGGGCCUCGGUUUUGGGAGGUAGGCCCAGGACGCUUUACCCAGCCCCAACGGCGCGGUCCAACGGGCCGCUCGGGUUUAGGGAUACCACAUGGAAGGAACGAAACGAAAGACAUAUCUACCUCGGUAGAUCCUUUUCGUGUAGUAACUGGGAUUUGGGGUCCCCCGUUCGCACUAUAUCGGCUGGCAGAUCCGUAGAAGCUAUUGCACGUUUGCGAUCUCCUCCCCUAGAGUGGGGAGGAGCGAUGUAGAGUCAUCGAUAUGUGCGUCUGGGGGACGUAGGUUUAGGUGAAUUUUUGCCCCACCCCCCCACCCGAGUGGCCGUAUACGUCGUGCCGGUUCGUCCGGACAGACGUUUGGUGGUGAGGCGUGCUGGGCCUCGGUUUUGGGAGGUAGGCCCAGGACGCUUUACCCAGCCCCAACGGCGCGGUCCAACGGGCCGCUCGGGUUUAGGGAUACCACAUGGAAGGAACGAAACGAAAUGGUGCUACUGAAGGAAACAGUAGCAGUGGCAGUGCCGGCAGCCACCAGUGGUUGAAUUUGCCGUAUGGUCAGGGUGCAGCACCUCCAUAGGCAUAUCCAUGUGUGAAUUCUCAAAUGGACAUCAACAAAUUCAAAAGCAACACUGGUACUGCCACUGGCUCAGAAAAAAAAAGUAUCAAAACCUUACCAUUCCUUCGCAGCAAAUCUAUCAGGACUGAAGCGCACCCAAACAAUAAAAAUCAGAAUUUAUACGCGUGACUUGCUUAACAGUGCAAAUGCAAAACUAAAAAAAAAACGCACCAGUGCGUCGAACUUGAAACUCGACAAGGACUUAUGCUAUGAUCGGUCUCGAUUUUCUGUUGCAGGACGUACCAACAUGCUGAUUUCUGUAAGUGCUUCGUCCCAUGUGCUGG
Amoebophrya sp. A120 is the source of this 9886-nucleotide messenger RNA. The record is from the annotation of a GenBank genome assembly. Lineage: Eukaryota; Dinophyceae; Syndiniales; Amoebophryaceae.